This is a messenger RNA of Ylistrum balloti, 1074 nucleotides long. Its product is annotated as beta-1,3-galactosyltransferase brn-like. Gene Ontology annotation, molecular function: hexosyltransferase activity; UDP-glycosyltransferase activity. Bases 1 to 1074 code for a protein of 357 amino acids. Gene Ontology annotation, cellular component: membrane. The record is from RefSeq and is a predicted model, not a curated record. The transcript has a single exon. NCBI's taxonomy places the organism in Eukaryota, Metazoa, Mollusca, Bivalvia, Pectinida, Pectinidae.
AUGAGGCCAUGGUUUUACAUUCGGAAGCUUCGGCCUUUGUUAUACGUAAUGGCUGGACUUUGGUUGCUCUCUUCGGUCCAGCAAGUGUCGGACAUAGAAAGCAAAGGGUUUCUGAGUGGCGGAUUAUUGAGACCCAGAGUGAUGCGUGCUCUGAAAGAAGUCCCACCGGAAGUGAUGUCAUAUCGACGUGAGUUUAUGAGAAGUUAUCCGUUACAGGUAGAUUUACUACCAUACGUAAUGGAUAAAAUAACAAACGGUACUGAAAUUCCUUUUAAAAAGCAUUAUCCUCAUAACUACACCUAUAUACACAAACCAGAAAAAUGUAAGUUUUAUAGUCAGAAAGGAGCAAGGCUCGCCAUCUUGGUGAAAUCUGCUGCUCAGAACUGGUAUCGACGUCACACGGUACGGACCACAUGGGCUAAAGUUCACCCAGGCGUUAUAAAAGUAGUUUUUUUAGUUGCGUAUAACAAAUCUGUACAGGGUAUGAUCGACUACGAGGCAGAUUUCUACAAAGAUAUCAUUCAGGAAAAUUUCCAGGACGCUUAUUUCAACAAUACACUAAAAACUGUCAUGGCGUUCAAUUGGGCGAUGGAGUCUUGUGCGGAUGCAAACUAUUAUCUCUUCGUGGAUGACGAUCACUUUGUAAAUGUUCCAGGACUGGUGCAAUUUAUAAAAAGUCUAUCACGUGAUACACAGGAAAAUUUAUUUUUAGGAUUUUUGAUAUCAUGUGGAGAGCCAGAAAGGAGUAAAACAUCAAAAUGGCAGAUAUCUCUUGAACUUUACCCUUUUGACCUUUGGCCCCCAUAUUUAGCCGGCGGUGCUUUCGUGACUUCAUUCUCUGUUGCACAGAAGAUGCAAUUAGCCUUUCCGUAUGUAAAACCAAUAGGUAUAGACGAUGCUUAUCUAGGAAUGGUGGCUAAAAAACUGUCCAUCAGGCCGAUGGACAGUGUAAAUUUCCACACGACCGGACCAUAUGCAUCGUACGAGUAUUUUAUUCACGGGAAAUUAAAAUCCAACAAAACCGGACAAAAAUCACACGGCGUUUUUUCACUUCCGAAAACAGAAUGUAUAUGA